This is a messenger RNA of Salarias fasciatus (jewelled blenny), 1139 nucleotides long. RefSeq names its product single-stranded DNA binding protein 1 (gene ssbp1). Lineage: Eukaryota; Metazoa; Chordata; Actinopteri; Blenniiformes; Blenniidae. The transcript has 7 exons. Gene Ontology annotation, cellular component: mitochondrial nucleoid. Gene Ontology annotation, molecular function: single-stranded DNA binding. Gene Ontology annotation, biological process: mitochondrial DNA replication; positive regulation of helicase activity. The record is from RefSeq and is a predicted model, not a curated record. The coding region runs from base 137 to 580 and encodes 147 amino acids.
UUAUAAUCCUAAAGCGGAACGUUUGUGUCUGAAGACAUCGGAGCGGUAUCGCUGACGGACCGGAAGCAGCGUGAGGUUACAGUGUGCAUCUGAGAGUGAAGUUUUCCUCUGCUGGAUUCACAUUUGAUGAGAGAAGAUGUUGAGAAACGUCUCAGCGCAGAUACUGAGGCAGGCGGUGAGAUUCCGGAGUACAGACAGCAGCCUGAUCCUGGAGAGAUCCAUCAACCGGGUGCAGCUGCUGGGCCGGGUGGGUCAGGACCCGGUCAUGAGGCAGGUGGAGGGUCGGAACCCCGUCACCAUCUUCUCCCUGGCCACCAAUGAGAUGUGGCGCUCCGGAGAGGGGGAGACCAGCACGACCGGGGACAUCAGCCAGAAGACGACGUGGCACCGAGUGUCCGUCUUCAAACCCGGCCUGAGAGACGUGGCCUACCAGUACGUCAAGAAAGGGUCUCGGGUUCUGGUGGAGGGGAAGCUGGACUAUGGAGAAUAUUUAGACAAGAACCAAGUGAGGCGUCAGGCCACCACCAUCAUCGCAGACAACAUCGUGUUUCUGAGCGACAACGUGCGAGACCGAACCUGAAGCCCCUCCCCCACUGACCUUUGACCUCACUGACCCCUCCCCCCCGACACCAACAUGACUCUUUGAUAUGCAUACCAGUAAAAGAUUGGAGGACACCAAGUGAGACGGUCUGACAGACGGCGGUCUGGAUCCUCUGGGUUCGGAUCAGGAGACCUCAGGAGGAGCAGACAGAAGCUUUACACUGUCCACCCCCGUCCAUACGUCCUUUUCUUUGUGUCCAUGUUUAUAAUACCGUCACAAAGUGAGUUAAAGGGUUUAAAAGUGUAGAUUCCAGUGAUCCUGAGUUAAAUCUUGUGUUUCCAGACAGACGUUUGGUUCUCAGAAUCAUGAACCGGUUCAGCCUCGUUUGAUCCGAGCGGCUCUUCAGAAGAGACUCGCAGGAUUUCAGCCACUUUUAUCUGCUGUUUUAGAGCAAAUAAAAUUGGUUUUUCAGCAUAAACUGAAAAAUUGAAAACAGUUGAAAUACAAUUCCAAACGUUAGAUGCUCAUUUUGCCGAUGUCUUUAUUGCCUAAAGCAGUCUAUCUUUUCUUUUUUUCUAAAUAAAGUUCUUGAAAACCA